GCGGCGUUUUCCUGUCGCCUGGCAACCGUCCGUUCACGGGGCCUGAGGCCUGGCGCCUGGCAUCGCUGUCUGAAGGCAGGAUGGGUAAGAAACAAAAGAAGGAAGUUGAGGCAUCUCCAAAAGAUGCAUUUAAUACACUUAUUAUUGAGAGCAAAAACAUGCAGACUGUCGUUCUUAUGCUGGAUUCACCAGAAGACGAAAUUUUGCUUAAAGCAUGUGAAGCCAUAUACAAAUUUGCUGAAAAAGGUGAUGAAAACAAAAUGAUUCUCCUGGCCCUUGGAGCUGUUCCAAAAUUAGCUAAAUUAAUAUCCCAUGAUGACAAACAAAUCCAUAUGUAUGCUACCAUGGGAUUUGGAGUGAUGGCAACCAAUAGUGAAGUUCGAAAAUCAAUAAGGCAGUUGGAUUUUCUACCAUCCAUUAUUGCAUGCCUAGCUCCAGAUGAUGAUGUUGUUGUCCAUGAACUUGCUACACUGUGCCUAUCUUCCAUGUCUGUUGAUUUCACGAGUAAAGUGGAGAUUUAUGAGAAAGGUGGGAUGGGACCACUAAUUCAACUUCUUUCAAGCCCUGACCCUGAUGUUCAAAAAAAUUCCAUUGAGUGUAUUUCAAAUUUAGUUAAGGAUUAUGUGUGUCGUGUUGCCCUUAAUAAAAUGAAUGGAAUUUAUCCUGUGCUGAAUUUACUAAACUCUGAAUAUCCUGUCAUCCAACAAUUGGCACUGCAAACCCUAAUAACUGUCUCCAGCGAUGCAGGGAGCAGAAAGGCACUGUUUCAGAAUGAAGGCCAUGAAACACUUCUGCAGGUUCUUGAUACACCGGAAUUUAGCGAUCUUCAUGCAGAUGCAUUGCAUGUCCUGGCAAACUGUCUGGAAGAGGCACAAAAUGUUACGAUUAUCCGUGAAUCAGGAGCUUUGGAAAAGUUUUUGUUAUUUCUAGCUGCGUCCUCGUUUCCUGAAGCACAGAGGCAUGCAACUAAUGCAAUCACAAGAUCAGCUCGUAACAGUGAAACGAGAAACAUUUUCCAUCAGGAAGGUUUGGAAAAAGUAUUGGUGAUGCUUUUAGGAAUCAAUAAUGAUGCAGUCAAAAUAGCUGCCUGUGAAGCAGUGUCAGUUAUGUGUGCAUCUGACUCUAGUAAAGAGGCUUUCAGAACAGAAGAAGCUAUUUUUCAGAUAGUUCCACUACUAACAAGUGACAGUGUGGAAAUGAGAGAAGCUGCUACAUUAGCUCUAGCAAAUUUAACAACUGCUAAUUCCAGCAAUGCCAGUGCUGUAUUUGAUGCUGAAGGUGUGGAACCAUUGGUGAAAUUGCUGACUGAGCCAGUGGAUGGCAUUGUUAUCAAUGCUGCUGCCACAAUUACUAAUCUCGCCUUACAGGAACCAAUACGUGCCAGUAUUCAGAAUUGUGGGGCUAUGACUGCUAUCGUGGAACCCUUGAAGUCUACCAACACAUCGGUUCAGAGCAAGGCUGCACUACUUGUAGCUUCAUUAGCUUGUGAUGUAAUUGGAAGAGCAGAGCUUAGAAAUGUAGGUGGUUUGGAACCACUUGUUGAACUGCUCCAUUCUACUAAUGAUGAAGUGAAACGCAAUGCCUGCUGGGCUGUACUUGUUUGUGGAAAAGAUGAGCCGACAACAGCUGAACUUUGUAAACUGGGUGCUUUGGACAUCCUGCAAGAAAUAAACCUAUCCUCAAGUCACAAGAAUAAUUUUAGUGAUGCAGCUGUGAAAAGACUGCUUGACCAUAAUGCAGCUCUCAAAUAUUGUCUGACUGGCUACUUGUCAUUCGAUGACAUCAUCACAGAUGGUUUCUAUGAUCCCGGUCAGAUAAAACCAAGCAUGAAGGUCUUGACUCUGGAAGAACACAGUAAUCAAGAGGUGAACCAGCACCGGCCAAUACUGCUAAUUAAUGCCAAAAGAGCAGAUGGACACCAGAUGGCAGGAUUGCCUAUAGAAGAAAAACUCACUGAGGCUCCGUUAGCUGUCAGUAAUCGUUUCCCUUCUAGCAAAGCAAACAGCAAAGAUAAACCAUCCAGCAAAGGAAGAAGCAGAGGGAAAAAAGAAGAGGAAAAAGUUAAAGAGGAACAAUCGCAUGCCAAGACUGAGGAGGAAGAAAGAAAUAAACCAUGGGAAUGUCCAUAUGAUGUACUUUUUGAUGCCUAUCUCAGUGAAAUUACAAGAAAUAUUUUACCUCUCAUCAGCACAAAAGAACAAAUUGUGGCACUUGCAAUGUUUGUUUCUGAAAAGAUGGGUGGACCUAUAAGCAAGGAAAAGCUUCACGAAUUCACCUGGGAACUACACAUUGCUGAACUGAAAUUUGAAUUAAAAUCUAACAUCAUCCCCAUUGGAAAAAUUCAGAAAGGAAUCUACUACCACAGAGCCCUUCUAUUCAAGGCUUUAGCAGAUAGAAUAGGAAUCAGUUGCAGUCUUGUUCGUGGAGAGUACAACCGAGCCUGGAAUGAAGUCAUGUUGGUUGAUCAAUCAGCUCAAGAUGUCACUGGGCUUUUCAUUCCACCAACAAAAUACAUUGUGGAUCUUGUGCACCAAGUAGGCAGCUUGAUGAGAACUGACAGUCCUGAUGCAGCACAUUAUGAAAGUUUCACUACUUGUAAACAUACACCUUGUAAAUGUUGCAAACAGUUGUCUUGGUACCUGGAUCACUUUGAAAGAAAAUAAAUAAAUUGUUAAAGUCUGCACUUGACACCUUCAAAUUUAGAAUUUAAACAGUUUAUAAAUUGUUGCUACAAAAUUGU
Stegostoma tigrinum is the source of this 2740-nucleotide messenger RNA. It is a transcript of the gene armc3, whose product is annotated as armadillo repeat containing 3. The record is from RefSeq and is a predicted model, not a curated record. The transcript has 18 exons. NCBI's taxonomy places the organism in Eukaryota, Metazoa, Chordata, Chondrichthyes, Orectolobiformes, Stegostomatidae. The coding region runs from base 81 to 2663 and encodes 860 amino acids. Gene Ontology annotation, molecular function: protein binding.